Molecule: messenger RNA, 10207 nt
Organism: Rattus norvegicus (Norway rat)
Lineage: Eukaryota; Metazoa; Chordata; Mammalia; Rodentia; Muridae
Source: RefSeq, a predicted model, not a curated record
AAAAAUCCAAAAUCACUUAACAGACCUUAUAGAUUUGCAAUAUGCAUAAGUCAAUACUAAGCAAGAUCAGAGAUAUAGACACUCCAUUAAACAUAAGAAUGGGCAUCUUCCAGGCCAGAAGCAGAUUGUACCAGAACACUAAUGAUCCUAGAUGGCCCUCAGGUAAGAUUAAACAUGACAGGCAGCAUCAGGAGAACAGAGGACAGGGUGGGGAUUACUGUGGCUCUUGACUAAAGUAACAACAGAACAGGGCUUCAGCAAUGACUGAUAAGUCAGCCCUGUAAAACCAUUACUGAUAAUAAACAAACUUAUCAGAAACUCAACUCUAACCAGCUUGAUUCAGAAAAAGGGAAUUUGUGGGUUAUAUAAUCAAACCACAAAGAAUUUAAAGAUGCAGCUGGACUGAGAGACAACUAAAUUUAGAGAUUCAAAUAUUUUCAGGACUUUCUCUGCAUACCUACACCUUCAUCAGCUCAAGCUUGUAUACCAAUGUGCCAUAGACUUGGUGACCUCCACCGCAGACAUUGAUUUCCCAAAGCUCCAGAAUCAGGGAAAGGGGUGGCAAAUUUGGUUCAUGAUAAGGAUCCUCUUCCCACCUUGCAAUGGGUGCAGAUUUGUGCCCGAUGGCUCAUCAAUGUCUAGCCUAUAGGAAAAACUCAGUCUGAUCUAGCCGUUGUGAUAGCUAGAGUGAAGCCACUAAUGAAAGCUGGCCUUGCCCUUCUGUGACUAAUGGCAUCUGCUAGUAUUAACACAAAGGGCCUCUCACAUUGACUUAACUGAGAAGUAGGAAGUAGCCUUGAAAGUCUACAGUAUCAGCAGCUUUUAUCAAAAGGUCCUGUCAGCUGCUGGAACUCAGUGUCCCAGUGACUGGGACAGAGUGUGAGACAAAAUGGUUUAAAGUUCAAGGAAGAGCCCAUUCUUACAGAGUGCUGAGAAUCAGUAGUUUCUAAGAGGGACAGAAAGAAGGAGUCCAGGAGGAAAGACAGGGUGCUAGAAACAGAGGAACAUAAUCUGGAACAGAAGCUGACAGGGACUUCCAUCUAUGUAAGCCUCACCAUGAAAACAGCAUUCACUGCAGUGAUAAGGAGGUCACAGGAACAGGAAGUGAACCGAGCCCAACAGCCUUCCAACCCUCUCAGCAAGCAACACACAGAGCCAGUGUGAGGAAAUGCUGAGAGUUUAAAACUUGGGGUAUCUGGCCUUAAUUUAAAAAAACCCUGAGGUAUCAUUGCUCUCUUAAAAUAAUCAGCAUUUCAAGGUUAUUACAAGCCUAUGGAAAAAAACAUCUUUGAAAGGUCCUCGGGAAAUCCACUGCCUGAAUGAUACUACCAGACUGGGCUUUGUUCUGCUCUCAGAUUUUCUGCUGAAGAAAGGAACAUUUUUUGUUUUCACUGCAUCAGAAUAGGCAGAGCCAGUAUUGCAUGUAAAAGGCCACAAGAGAACCUGCUGUAGUCAGAAAUAUCUCAAGGAGUUUCUGGGACUCAUAUACACAAGAAUUGUUUUCCCUGGGUCACCUUGCUAAAAUCUUUAGAAAACUUGCACUGUUCACUUGGAUUUGCUCACUUCCUGCUACCUGAGAACUUCCUGCUACCCUGAACCACUCUGAGCAUAUAGAAUGCUGUAGUUCCUUUCAGUAAAUAUCAAAAGUUGCAGGUAGUUAAAAAGUUCAAGUCCACCUAUCAUCCUGUAGCUGUACUUUAGGUCACCUCAAACACAAGUCUCAGAAUGAAUCCUGCCCCAAAUACAGAUAGUUGUUAGCAAGCAGGCAAUGUCUUAAAGCACUAGGAGACACUGGGGUAGGGAGGACUUAAAAGACCCCCCAAGCAAAGGUGUGAACACAUGCUAGUGGUAACUGACAUAACUGAUUUAAACAUAUUUAUUCAUACACAACCAGAAUUACAGUUGGAUACUUAGAGGAAGUGGGGUCUACUGUCUUUACUUUCAAAAUCCCUAUGUAAUCUACUCACACAAAAGUCUGACCCCUGAGUGCAUACUGAGACAUAUGCAGUAAGGAACACUAGAGGUGAAAGCAUGAACAUUACAAAUGGAGGUACAUUUUGUGUCUCCUAAGUCAAACAUUUCUAUAUAAGGUGUGUAAGGUUUUAACCAGGAAGCUCCACACCAAGAUGUUCUUCAAGGAGGAGGAACAGGGGUAAUUAUGAGUGAGGCAGAGUUCAUCCAUCCAGCUGCAAGCAACAGAAAGAUAAUAGUCCAGUAUACAGGACCAGGUGUUUGGAAUCAUCAUUGUACAACAACAGGCCAAAACCAGAUGAGCAGGCACUGAGAUCUACCUAGCCAUGGAUGAAAAGUGAAAUAAUUAGUUGGGGCUCCUAGUAAAGCAUCCAAUCUCCCAAAAGCCAGGAAGAUGGGUAACAGAAGUCAUCUGAGACAUAGCACGUGGUGGGGCUAUAACCACUGAGGUGACACUUUGAAAAAGAUUAAGACUCCAGCCAUCAGUAACUAUUGAGGAUGACAUGGAUAAAAGCAGCAUGUUCUGGGGAGACUCAGUCACUCCCAAAAAUAAUAGAGACUGAGAGAAAUCCUAGGUGUGAGAAACCAGACUCAAGUCAGGGACACAUAUGUAGUAUCUGAAGAUUAGGCCUAGAAUAUUAAGCUAACCUCCUUAAAUGCUCCCUCUCAAAGUCAGAAUUAAUCCCAGAAGUAGGAGCAUUUCCAUCAGAAUUUUCAGAGAACUAACUUCAAGUGGCUUAAACAGUAAAGGAAUUGAGUCACAAAAUGGGAGUUCAACAGAGUAAGCCUUGGUUAGCUUCAUCCAGUUGCCCCAGCUCUACUCUUCAGUCAUGGCUCUGACUCUGCCUCACUCAGUAUGGCUGAGGGAAGAAGUCAUCUGUAGGCUGAUAGCAAAUGGCUCUCACUGUGCUGAGCUUAGAUGUAGAAAUGGCUGCACAUCAGGGUCCCUGAGUGCAUUAGCCACAAUGAAUAUUUGAACAAGGUCAUCUUUUUUUUUCAAAAAAACUUUAUUGGUAUAUGUUCAUGGUAAACAGUAAGGUCAUUGAUUAUAUUUGUUCUUUGCCCUUUGCUUUCUACCUUCUUCCUCUAGUUCCCUUCAUUCUCCAAGUCAUGCUUCUACCCUCAUGAUAGAGUGAUGAGAGAAAAUGUGACAUUAUGAAGAUCUAUCUGGUUGCAUCCAUUUUCCUUCAAAUGACUUAAUUUCACUCAUAUUUACGACUGAAUAAAAGACUAUUAUGCAUACAUUUCAUUUUAUUUAUAUAUUCAUCUGUUGGCAGGUACCAGACUGCUUCCUAAAAGUGGUUAUUGUGAAUAGUACUGUAGUAAACACAGAUGUACACAUUUUCUGUGUCAUGUUUUACUCAGAAUCUUUUGAAAAUAUUCCCCGAAAUGAAAUAGCUGGGUCAUGUAGUAGUUCUGUUUUUGGCUUUCUGGGGAAAUGUCAUGCUGAUUUUUGUAGUGUCUGGACUAAUUUACACUCCCACUAACAAUGUAUAAGGGGUCCCUUUUCCCCAUUUCCUCACUAAGUUGUUUCUUCUUCUUCUCCUUCUCCUUCUCCCUCCUUCUCCUUCUCCUUCUCCUUCUUCUUCUUCUUGUUUAUUUUUAACACUUUUUAUUGAUUCUUUGUAAAUUUCACAUCAUGCACCCCAACCCACUCAUCUUCUUGUCCCUUCGUAUUUGCCCUUGCAACCUCCCCCCAAAAGAAAAUAAAAAAACAAAUCUCAUCAUGGAAGCUGUGGUGUGUCACAGUGUGUUUCACAGUAUACCCUUUUGUUCAUACAUAUUUACUUGGAAAUGUUCAUUGCAGUGAGUCGUUGGGCUGGUUUGAGGACUUCUAUGCACCAUCAAUACUGGACCUUUACCAGAACUCCCUCUCAGAUAUCUUCUAGUUGCCCUGUGUCAUGGAGAUCCUGCAGCUUUGGAUCUGUACAACUGGUCCCUUUAUGCUUUCCAGCAGUUAGUGGAGUAGAUGUUGGGAUGGGCCAACCCAAAGCCCUGGAUCUGGGUAGUAGCUGAGUUGGUCAUCCCUCUAGCUCUCUCAAACCAACAACACCAGAGCAAGCUCUCCAGCACAGCCCUAGCUAGAUCACCCAAUGCCACAACUGACAAGGGACAGGGCCAGCUCUCCUGUUCUCAUGCUAUUACCCAUGACACUAGAGCCAACUCUACUAUGCUGCCCGGGGAGGUACAAAGCCCACUCUCCUGAGUGCUGUAGCUGGUGAGGGGUAGGGUCAACUCUCCCACUGUCAUGACACCAGGGCCAGCUCUUCAACCUGCCAGAGGUGGAAGCAUCUCCCCUGUGCCCACAGACUCUUGGCACAGCUCAUCCAAGAUUCUGCUACCAGGGCCAGUUCUACUGUGUUGCCUAGGCAUGGUUCAGGGCCUGCUCUCCCAAAUGCUGCAACACGUGAGGGGUGAGGCCAUCUCUGCAUAGCCCUUGGGCAUCAACAUGAUCCAAGGCAGCAGGCCAGACCAGGGAUGUCCACAUGGCCUUUGGUUAUAAUAUGAGCCACAAAAAUCAACACUGACCCCUGCUGCUGCAUGGCCAUGGGCCUAGACAUGGUUCUCAGCAGCAACAGCAGCAGCAGCAGCAGCAGCAGCAGCAGCAGCAGCAGCAGCAGCAGGGGGCAGGGAUUGACCAUGGCCUCAGGUAGCAAGACAAUUUAUACACAUUAGGUUAUUCCUCUCCACCCUCACAUCUCCUAAUCUGCCUCUCUUCAUGGUGUUCAAACCAUUCCACAUUUCUUUCUUUCCCAUCUUUACACCACGUACUAGUAUAUCAUAGUGGCUCAUGGUAGGUGAGCCUCUGGGUUAUCUGUUGUUUUCUAAAUGAUAACACUCUCACUAAAAGUGUACACAAAUUCCCUUUCCCUACCUCUUCACCAGCAUAUGUUGUUAUAUGUUUUCUUAAUGAUAGCCAUUCUGACAAAGGUCCCUGAUAACAUGGAAGUAAGCCAAUUUGGACUCUGACUGGCAGAUAAUGAAGAUUCAGUUGACAUCAUACUGUGACCAUGUGAGAAAACCCACAGAUGGAUGAACUUGGCAGGAACAUACUUGUGCAGGGAGGUUGAAACAGGAAGAUAACAAGUUCAGGGCCAACCUGAGCUACAUGAAAAAGUUUCAUGCCAACCUGGGUUACAUAAUGAUACCUUGCCAGACAGAGACAGAGACAGAGACAGAGACAGAGACAGAGACAGAGACAGAGAGAGAGAGAGAGAGAGAGAGAGAGAGAGAGAGAGAGAGAAAGGGACUGGAAGGGAAAGGACAGGACAGGAAGCAAGGGGAAAUUCCACAGUUGAACAGCCCAGUUGAGCUUUCCUGAAUCCUAUUCUUUAAAACCUUAAUUAGAAUGGAAUGGUUGCUAUCAUAUCUAUGACAUGGAGUGAUUUAUUACAUAGCUGAGAUGAUCAAUAUAUUUAUAUAGAAGAGUAUGCAAAAUUUUACCAGGAAAGACUCAAUCAACUGUAAGACAUAUUUUAGCCUGGUAUACAUAGUAAGUUCUAGGAUGUCCAGGGCUACAAAAAAGAAACACUGUUUUAAAAAGUACUUUAUCAUUACAAAAACUUAAAAAAUGCAUAAAACUUCAUUUGCGUGACUAUUUUAAGGAAUCAAUGAAGAUUUGGGAAAUUACAUGGAGUCUUGCAAAGUCUUGAUAAGGAAACCUGUUGAUAUUCACAAAGGGCACUCAAUCCCUUUUGAGUCUCAAAGAGCUAGCUCUGACAUAAGUCAAUCUCCAUCUUAGGCCAGACCUUCUAAAAUGCCUGAAAUUUAGAGAGAACACUAAUGAACUAUCAAAACGAGCCCUUGAUGAGCAUGAAAAUGUGAUAGAAAGAUGUCCUAAAUCAUCCUAGUUUGUUCACACAAAAAGAGAAAGGACUGCUAGAAGACCCUAAGCCUCAAAACUUCUUAGUUGUCUGUCCCUGAACCCUUUGUGGUACUUCCUCUGUUGUUUCAGAGCCCAGCUCCAGCAGUCCCCUUAGCAAUUUUUUUUUUUUUUUAAGCAAUCGCACCCUGAUUGUGGGUUUUCUUUGCAGUGGCUUUAAAGUUUGAAUAUGAAAUGUCUUCCACAAACAGACACCACAGAAUCUUAGGUGUGUCAAGCCAACAGGCAUUUGAGAAGUAAUUGUAUCCUUCAGAUUCUGGCCUAAUUAAUGGAUUCAUCUCUUGGUAGAUUCAUAAUAUGAUAGCAUUAUCAGGAGACAGCCAAAAAAGGAAGUGGGACCCAGAUGGGGAAGCAGUUCAUUUAGGGUGUGUCCCUGAAGGUUGUAUCUUUUACCCCUUCCCCUUUGUGUCCUUCCUGUCUCCUUCUUUGACUUCUGGCCACUAUGGGGUGAACGGUAGCUGACACAUACUCCUGCCACCAUGGUGUUCCGCCUCACUAAAGAUCUAGAAACACCACAGCAAAGGGUCAGGGACUAAGCAUCUAAAACUAUGAACCAAAAUAAAUUCUCUCUUUAAUUUGUUCCUCUCAGAACAAAUUUCACUAUUUGUCAUAGCGGGAGGGGGUAGGGAGGAGGGGAGUCUAACACUGAGUAUAUAUACAAAGUCUCACAAUGGGGCUGUUGAUGUAAUUCAGUUGGUAGAGUGUUUGUCUACCACCCACAAAGCCCUGAGUUCCGUCCUUAGCACUGCAUAAACCGAGCAUAGUGUAAUUCCAGCACUUGGGAAGUAGUAGCAAAAAAAAAAAAAAAAAUCAGGAGUUCAAGGUCAUCCUUGGCUAUGUAGGAAGUUUAAAGCCAGCCUGUGGUACCCUGUCUCAAAACAAACAAAAAGCACUGAAAUUAAAUAAGUAGAACUGAUAUUACUCCACUGUGUUCACAGCACUCAUGGUGGCCCAUGGUAGCUUAGACUUCCUGGUAGCCAUUUUCUCGAAUUGGGCUGACCUUUGUAACAGAAUGUAGAAAGAAGUUUUCUGUCUAGCUGUCUUACAUUGUUGUUGCUUGCGGCCAUGUCACAGGACUCUGAAGCAGUAGCUGGAAAGGCUCGUGAGAUAAGGAAGUGAGGUCUCUGCUAGCAGCCAGAGGAAUGAACACCUGAAAGCAGUUAAGUUCCACCUCCGGCCAAAUCUAGUGACAGAGUAGACAGACAUUCUUCCUCAACCAAGAAAGACUGUAGUAAAACUACCCCACAAAGCUGUCUCAAAUCCCCAACACACAAAACUGUCUUAUACGAUAAACGCUUCUUGUUGAAGUCUUGGUGUCCUAUGGUAAUUUUUACUAUCUAUAUGUAAUACGCUCUUCAUACAAAUGAAAAGGGAGUUCGGAGACAGCAACCGAGGCUGCACAAUAGAGAUCACCUUAUCCCAUAAUCCCAAAGCACGUGGGUUUGGGAUCUCUCAAAAUUCUAUGGUCAUCAGCCCUUCAGUUGGCUGCAGACGAGGGGUAAAGCUGGGGGUACACUGAAUCCAUUCCCUAGCAAGAUGAGCCACCAGCUCAACUCCUCUGACUGGCAAUCCCAGGUAACAGAAGGUGACACAGAUGUUCCUUGUUUGGUUCCUCCAUUACAAAGAGUUCUUUCCACCUAGACAAAAACAAUUGACUCAAAUACCUGUGCCUCUGGACCUCUGCUGGUGCCAAACCUGGAACGACCACUGACUCUCAUAGCUAUAGCUGUGCCAACUGUGUUCAAGAAGGACUGUGGGGCAGGGCUUGCACCUAGGAUCACCACCUACCACUCUGACCUUGCUUCCCAACUACCCCAUUGUUGAUUCAGAGGGUCGCUCUUGAAUAGUUACUAGGGCAACUUUUGAAAUACACAGGACAUCAGGUCACUCACUGGUCAUGUGAAUCCCAACCCCCCAUCCCCUAUAGGCAGGGCUGUGGGCGACUAGAGUCUCAGGAGGAAGCAGGAUGUGAUGGCCACUGUGUAAGAACCAGCGAGUCCUGCUGGUUCUGUCUUUUCAUCCUUGAACACACUCCAUGACCCCUAGACACAAGUGAAUUGAACAAGUCAAAGGGUUUUAGACAAGGAGGCCAAAAGUUCUGAACAGCCCUCUGCCAAUCUUCAAGGUCUCUAGUCAAGAUAGACCUGGGAUAGUGAACCUUGCUGAUAAUGUAGAAUAAAGUAAUAUAAGCCUAGAUCUUUCUGUGGAAUUCAAGAAUUCCAGCACAGAAGAGGAAGAAAUAACAAGCAAGGUAUAAGACACCUGGUUGUGAGGUCUAUUCAAAUGCUCUGGCUCACACCAGAUGCUCUCAGUAUACCUGCCUCCUGGGUCCAGAUGGAGUCCUCUACAGUCUUUGAUUAUGAUAAAUCGAAUCUUCUAUGUGACAACAAUGUCAUCUUCUUUUCCAUCAUCUUCACCAUUGUCCUGUACUCUCUGGUAUUUCUCCUCAGCCUGGUGGGUAACAGCCUGGUUUUGUGGGUCUUGGUGAAGUAUGAGAAUCUAGAGUCACUCACCAAUGUCUUCAUCCUCAACCUGUGUCUCUCAGACCUCAUGUUCUCCUGCCUACUGCCCGUGUUGAUCUCAGCACAAUGGGGGUGGUUUCUAGGCGACUUCUUCUGCAAGUUCAUCAACAUGAUCUUCUGCAUCAGCCUCUACAGCAGCAUCUUCUUCCUUACCAUCAUGACAAUCCACCGAUACAUGUCUGUAGUGAGCCCCAUCUCCUCUCUGGGCAUCUAUACCCUCCGCUGCCGCAUGCUGGUGACCACAUCUGUGUGGGCAGCCAGUAUCCUGUUCUCCAUCCCUGAUACUGUCUUCCACAAAGUGAUUUCCUUAAAAUGUGACUUUUCUGAACGUCAUGGGUUGUUGGCAUCAGUCUACCAGCACAACAUCCUCUUCCUCCUCUCCAUGGGGAUAAUCUUGUUCUGCUAUGUACAGAUUCUCAGGACCUUGUUUCGCUCAAGGUCCAGACAGAGACACCGAACGGUCAGGCUCAUCUUCACCAUCGUGGUAGCAUACUUCCUCAGCUGGGCUCCUUACAACCUCGUUCUCUUCCUGAAAACUGAAGUCAUCCAGCUGAGCUGUGAGGGAAGACAGCAGCUGGACUUUGCUAUGAUCAUCUGUCGCAAUUUGGCCUUCUCCCACUGCUGCUUCAAUCCAGUGCUUUAUGUCUUUGUUGGGGUCAAGUUCCGCAGACACCUAAAACGUCUCCUCCAGCAGGUCUGGCUGUGCCCAAAGACAUCCAAUCCUGUUCCAUUCUCCUACUCCCCUGGUACCUUUACAUAUGAGGGCCCCUCCUUCUACUGAGAGGAGAGGAUGGGAACAUGGAGAUGACUAGGUGAGCUGAAGGAAGACAAGAAGAAGUGGAUCAGGAAGGAAAAUAUAACAGUGGAGAUACCAGCAUUGACUACAGAGGUGUGGAGGAAAGACAUGAUAGCUCUGGGAAAGUGGCUUCCAGCUGGGCAAUUCAAAGCAACACUUCCUGAUGAAGCAACACUUCAUCAUUCAUUCUUUUACUCAGACAUAGAUUGCUUAUCAGUGAUUGGUCAAAAGAUCCUAAAUGGAAGGAUUUCUGGACUUGAAGUUAAUAGUAUGUGCUAACUUUGAAGUCAGGUUUCUGGCACAUAGGGUUGUCACAAACUAUUUUUUUUCCACCUUGGUGAUGGCUGACUCUGUGGUUCUUAGCAGCUACUGAAGAAAACGGUCUCUUCAUGACAAGAAUAAUCACAUCUUCAAAUAAGUACAGUCACAAUGAAGUCUAGACCAUAAAAUCCCACUAAAAUGAAGAUAGUACUGUAUUCUGGCAACAGCUGCUAACACAUAAACUGGCUUUUAAACAUUUAUCUCAUAACUGAAGGAAUGGAUGCAAAAUGUGUUACUGUCUACACUAAGUAAUUAUUUGGACAAUACAAAGAAGAAUAAGAUAUUGUUGCUAACUUCCAGUUGACACCAAUCCAUCCAAGAAGAUCCAGAUAAAAAAGUCUACUUAACAGAGGCAUUCAAGUUGAAUAUUUCUCUGUCAUUUCAUCUCUUCCAAAUUGAGAAAGAUGAUUUCCUCCAUCUGGAUAAUAGUACCAGCUUCCCCCUUUUAACCAAGUACUGCAUUCCCUUUCCCUAAGUUCACAGAGCCAGGUUCUGUGGAUUCUGCGUUUCCAGGAUCUCUCCAGCUUAUUCUCACGAUCACAUACCGGUGACUCCACCUCUACUAUGCUCUCUAUUCCAUAGUGUCUUCCUUUUGCUUCUUUUUUUCCUCUGUUCCUUCUCCAGGAAGCUGCACGCCUGAGAUUUUUCUUUUAUUUACAGCUUCUCUGUCUGGAGUUUUUCUUUAAAGCUUUAAUAAAAUUGUCCUCAAGCUUC